Messenger RNA from Penicillium olsonii, 2394 nucleotides. The record is from the annotation of a GenBank genome assembly. NCBI's taxonomy places the organism in Eukaryota, Fungi, Ascomycota, Eurotiomycetes, Eurotiales, Aspergillaceae.
AUGUCCGACGAGUCAAAGGGCAAGAGCUUCCCCGAUGUCUCCGCAAAACUAUCGGCGCUUCCGAAGAAAUCGCUGUUUGAGCGUCAAAGGGCUGAGGCCGAAGCAAAGCGCAUUCGAGAACAAGCCGAAAAUGCUGCCGCACUAGAGGAUUUUGUCAAAUCAUUUGACGAUGAGGCACCGGUUGGGCCCCCGCCCUCUGGUGGACGACCCAGCACACAUGGAGGCAGGGGUGGUGGACUGGGAGCGCCUUCCAAACGGCACUUCACAGGGCCUCCAUCACGAAACAGCGGUCCAGGCACAUUAGGUCCCCCGCCUCCCUCACUCUCCCGCAAACGUCCCCACGACGGCUUCUUCCCCACCUCACACCGCGAUCAACCCAACCCCCAAAACGCGAACAUCCCUCCUGGAAUGAGUUCAGCAUUUGGCGAUUCCGGUGCUGACCGGGCAGCCGAGGAGGCAGAGAGAGCCGCAGCGAAGCCCACUUUGUACCUGGGGUCACUUCCACCUGGGACCUCUCCUUCAGCGAUCAAAGCCUUGAUCCCUCCCGUUCUGACUGUCGAUGAUGUUAAGAUUGUACAGCCCCCUCUUCUGUCCGAAACUCAAAAACAGUCCUCUGCCGCGAUCGUGAUUCUUGCCAGCGACACAGCCGCCUCUGAUAUUGACUCUACCGUGAGCACCCUCCAGAACCGGUACCUUGGCCGAGGCUACUACCUAAACCUCGCCCGGCACCUCUCCUCUGCCGCCAUUUCUUCUAAUAUGCCUUUGCCGGUGGGCCUUUCAUCCACUCCUUCUCUUCCGUUUGGCGCCAAAAUUGUUCAACCUAACAUUGGCGGAGGCCUAAGUCGCGCUCCCCCACCUGGAUUACACCACGGGGGCUUUGCACCACCCGCUUCCUACGGACCCAAUGCGGGCAAGGCCGCGCCAACUUCGGUAGUACAGGUGAAAAUACCUUCGGAUAUAAACCAACUGAGGCUCAUUCACUUGACGCUCGAGCACCUGUUGAACCAUGGCCCGGAGUUUGAAGCUUUGUUAAUGAGCCGACCAGACGUUGAAAAGGAGGAAAAGUGGGCCUGGCUCUGGGAUGCAAGGUCAACCGGGGGUGUGUACUACCGCUGGAAGCUAUGGCAAAUCAUAACAAACCCUCGGUGCGACAAGCGCAAGGCCCGUCAGCCAGCAAUACUAUUUGAAGGUGGUCCAACCUGGCUGCCCCCGGAAAACGACCUCAAGUUCGAGUUCGUCACUAAGCUUGAAGAACUUGUGUUGGAUGAAGAUUACAAUUCCUCUGACGAAGAAGACUCGGAUAGAGAAGAUGAACGUCAAAAUCGUGGCGGUGCACCCCCAGAGGGGAAUGACGGACAAGACGGUAGCUGUGGCUUCCUGAACCCUCUCAGGAAGGCCAAGUUGACUCACCUUCUUGCACGACUCCCGACUCACCAUGCAUCACUUCGACGAGGUGAUGUCGCACGCGUAACUGCAUUUGCGAUGGAGCACGUUGAACGGGGCGCAGAAGAGGUUGUGCAAUUGAUUGUGUUGAAUGUUCUUCGUCCCCUAGCGUACACCAGUGCCAACCCCGACUAUGAAAUCGGACAGAACUCUACUCAGUUAAGGGAAUCGUCCGAUAUGGCUGCCAAGGAGAUGGGGAAUACAGCCUCGAAGAAAACUUUCGAUCCAUCCGGCUCAAAGCUAGUCGGUCUCUAUGUCAUUUCCGAUAUCCUGUCUGCGGCAAGUAACAGUGGCGUGCGACACUCCUGGCGAUACCGACAUCUGUUUGAGAAUGCAUUCCGCAAAUACAAUGUCUUUGAACACCUGGGUCGACUUGACAAGGACCUCAGUUGGGGACGGAUGAAGGCACAGAAGUGGAAGGAUAGUGUCGGAUGGCUUCUCCAGCGGUGGGAGGGCAUGAACUGUUUCACUCAACCAAACCAGGAACAUUUUACCCAGGUACUCGAAAAGCCACCUCUCACGAAGGCCGAGGCGCAUCAAGAGCAAGAGAAGGCCGAUGCAGAGAAGUCUGCCGCGGCGUUCGCCAAGAGCAAGAAUCGAUGGAAAACAGUUGACGAAGAUGGAUCGGCUGGACAGUCUGACAUCCCUUACCCUGAUGGCAAAUCUGCACCCGCCCAGCCCAAUCACCCCGAUGACGAAUCGCUGAGCGACAUUGACGGAGUCCUCAUGGCAGACAGUGACCAUGAAAUGGAACCCGACGAAGAAAUGACUCUGGAUAAAGCACAGCUGCCCGCGGAUCAUGAAGAUACCCAUGCCCAACCCACCCCAGCCAAUCCAGCUGUUCCAUCAUCCGAUAAACUUGAAGGUUCAGCUGGGCAGCAGACCCCAGAAACACGUCGACGCAAGCCGCGGCCCAAAGCGGAGGACAUGUUUGCAUCCGAUUCGGAAUGA